AUGCAGCUCUCCACCCUCCUCGUCGCCGCCCUCGCUGGCACCUCCUCCGCCUACACCCUCUCCGUCUACAGCGCCGACAACUACCAGGGCACCCAGAAGAGCUACUCCACCGCCGGCUCCCGCAACGUCGGCUUCACUGUCAAGUCCUGGAUCUGGGAGUCCAAGCUCGGUGAUGGCUGCUGCGUGAACUUCUGCAAGGGCUCCACCUCUCAGGGCCGCUACUGCGGCAGCGCCCGCAAGGCCGUCUCCUCUGCUGGUGUCAACAAGGUCGUCACUGGCUGCGGCAACGCUGUUCUCAACUGCUAA
Podospora anserina S mat+ is the source of this 306-nucleotide messenger RNA. RefSeq lists its product as uncharacterized. NCBI's taxonomy places the organism in Eukaryota, Fungi, Ascomycota, Sordariomycetes, Sordariales, Podosporaceae. The transcript is spliced from 2 exons. Bases 1 to 306 code for a protein of 101 amino acids. The record is from RefSeq and is a predicted model, not a curated record.